Messenger RNA from Macrosiphum euphorbiae (potato aphid), 753 nucleotides. The record is from the annotation of a GenBank genome assembly. NCBI's taxonomy places the organism in Eukaryota, Metazoa, Arthropoda, Insecta, Hemiptera, Aphididae.
AUGACAGUUAAAUUAAUAGGAUUUGUUUUGUGCAUAACCGCGAUUAGUGAAAUUAGUGGUCGAUCAUUGCCUUCAUACAUCAAACCAUGCAAGCGAGAUGACCCUAAUAUUAAUGAGUGUUUAAUGAAUUUAUUGGAAGACAUUCGACCCUAUAUCAGUAAAGGAAUACCUGAAAUGCACAUACUACCUUUAGACCCAGUGACGGUACCAUCAGUGACUUUGAAACAAGAUUCAGCCGGUUCAGUUAAUUUCGUUGCAUUGUUUACAGAUUUGAAAGGUUAUGGAGCAAAAAAUUUUCAAAUGCAGACAAUCAAAGCUAGUUUCAAAAACCAAUCAUUGGAGAUCGACUUAAAUUUGCCUUUGUUCAGAAUCGAAUCCAGAUACGAAGUCAAUGGAAAAAUAUUAAUACUGCCUAUUAAAGGGAAUGGCAAAUUCGUUGGAAAUGUUACUAAUGCUGAAGCAAAGAUUAAAUUUGAUCUAAAAAUUGUUAAAAAAAAAAAUAACAAAAACUUUAUUGAGAUUAAACCAAAAAAAAUAACUUUGGAACUAGGUGCAGUAAAAUUACAUUUCAGUAAUUUGUUCAACGGUAACAAACAAUUAGGUGAUCAAACAAACCGGUUUAUAAACAAUAAUUGGAAGGAUCUAAUGAAGGAGAUAAGGCCGUUGCUUGAAGACACUGUUGUUACAUUAGUCAUGGGUAUUCUCAAACCUGUAUUUGAGACAUUUAGUAUAGACGAUCUAUUUCCAGUCUAG